Messenger RNA from Cinara cedri, 810 nucleotides. The record is from the annotation of a GenBank genome assembly. NCBI's taxonomy places the organism in Eukaryota, Metazoa, Arthropoda, Insecta, Hemiptera, Aphididae.
AUGUACAAUGCAAAACGUUUAAACGCAUUAGCAAAACCGAAACAAUUGCCCGAUCUAAGAUACAUGCAAUAUACACAGUCUGUAUCGAAAUCGGCGGUGCAGUAUACUCUACCCAAAACAAGUCGUAUUUGGGAUUUGUCUAAACCAAAAAACAGACAGCUCAACCCAAGACAGCAUAAAGUUCUUAAAACAAUAUUUAAUGAAGACCGUAACCCGAACAAAUAUGAGGGUAUAAGGUACAGAAUUAUAGAGUUAGCUCAACCAAAACUAGAAAAUAGACACGUGCACAACACGUGUGUAGAAAUACCACCUGAAAAAUCUUACCGAAGACCAUUUGAGAAGCAAACAGCUUGGCUCAAAAAAAAUUCUGCUCCUAGAAAGAUGUACCGACCGCCGAUAACAAAAAAAAAUUAUACGAAACUAUCUGAAGCUGAAAUCGAACGAUUUUUUGAACGCUUGGCAAUGGUACCGGAAUCAAAACGAAAAAAAACAAUAACAAAAGAACAUAAACCCAAGAUUAAUACAUUACCGGAUUCAAUGCUAACUUCGGUAAAUCAUUUAUCUGUACCGCGGAAAUUGGCAUCUGAAAUGAGGUUGAAUUUUGAAUUUGACCCAUACAUUAUUCCACCGGAGGUACUAAAUCAUAAAGCAUCAAAACGGACACAAGAAUUAGCGGAACCAAAAGUAUAUGAAACGUCAAAUCUGAAGGAUGCCGUAAGGGAAAAUCCUUUUGAAAUUUCAAGGAGUGCGUUGAAAUACAAGGCUACCCCACUUAUCAAAAAGUUGGCAAUGCCAAAGCAAUAUGAUUAA